GCCACAGCGAGGUACGGGGUGGGGCGAGCAGCAACAAGGAGGAGGCGUGGUGUGGGUGUCCUGUGCUGGGGAGCCCCGCCGCAUGUGCUCAGUGCCAGCACAGCGCCCGGCACAGACAGGAGGUGGACAACGGCACUGGGGUGGCUGAUAAGGAGACCCCAGCAGGCACUGGGCAAUGGCCGAAGCUCAGGUGGGGCUGCCGGGACCCUUCCCGGAGCCCCCGGUUGGUCCAUGCCACGUCUCAGACUCUGACUCCGACUCCGAGGACACGGCUGUGAGCAGUGCAGGACCCGGUGCUGGGGCACAGAACCCCUCGCAGGUCAUCCACAGUGGCCACUUCAUGGUGUCAUCCCCGCACAGUGACUCGCUGCUCCGCCGGCGCCACCACCAUGCUGAGCCCAAACCAGCAGAUCCCCGGAGCAUCGACCCGACCCUCACCCGCCUCUUUGAGUGCAUGAGCCUGGAGUACAGUGGGAAGCUGGUGUCUCCAAAGUGGAAGAAUUUCAAGGGGCUGCGGCUGCUUUGUCGGGAUAAAAUUCGUCUCAACAAUGCUAUCUGGAGAGCAUGGUACAUCCAGUAUGUGGAGCAGAGGAAGAACCCUGUUUGCGGCUUCAUCACCCCGCUGGAGGGGUCAGAGGCUGAUGAGCACCGAAAACCAGAGGCUGUCGUACUGGAGGGCAACUACUGGAAACGCCGCAUCGAGGUGGUGAUGAGGGAGUAUCACAAGUGGAGGAUCUAUUACAAGAAGCGGCUCCGAAAGUCCACCCGGGAGGGAGAGCUCUCCAGCCCAAAGCAGGAUGAGGAUGUCUGGAGGCCAACAGAGAAAUGGUGCAACCAGCUCUUCUGCAACGUUGUGCCCAUGCUGCUUGGGGAUGAGGAAGAGGAGCCAGGGGGCAGGCAGCACUUCGACUUGGACACUUUCCUCUCAGACAUCUCUGACACCCUCUUCACCAUGACACAGACGCCCAACACCCACGAGGCACUCCCCAAGGAUGCAUAUGUUGGGAAUGCUGACAUGAUACAGCCAGACUUGGCACCCCUGCAGCCCAGCCUGGAUGAUAUGGAGAUCUCAGAUAUUUUCACCAGCCACAGGCCACCACUAUCACAGACACAGCUGGGCUACCAGGAGCCGCCCUGCUUCAUGCCCAUGGCCGAGCCCCUGUUCGACGGCGGGGGGUCCCUGAUGGGUGUGCGGGGGCUGCCUGCCAGCUCUGAGGCUCCGCUUCUACCCGGCACCCUCCUUCAGCCUGGUGGUGCCUCCCAGAUCGGCCUUCACGGCACCUUCCUGGCCCCCGAGCUCCUUCCGACCCCUCUGGCCCCCGACCUCCCCGCCACAGCCCCCAGCGGCCUCAGCCCCCAGCUCCGACACAAGUCCCUGCUGCAGUAUGGCCUCCCUGGCAAGUGCCUCAGCCUGGAGCCGCCAGGACUCCCCUACACACCCUCCAUCCCGUCCCCCAGGGUGCCGCUGCCAAGUCUGGGCUCCCCGUUCUCCCCUGCCUCCGCUCCCAAGUUCUCCUGUGCUGGCUCGCCCAGCCCCUCGCUCCUUGCCCAUCCUGCCUCCCCCCUCCCAACACCUUGCUCAGCGCCCCCCACCCUGGGGCUGGGCUACCCCGACGGCAUGGUGCCCCCGGGGUAUCCCGGCCCAGCCGCCCCCCAGCUCCUGCCCCCCACCCUGCUGGGCGACCCCAGGUUUGGCCCCCCCAAGGGGCCGCCCCAGGGCGGGGGCAGGCGGCCCAAGGUGAAGCCCAGCGGGACCAAGGCAAAGAGGCUGCCGGGACCCCCCGCACCGCCCCGGCUGGAUGUGCCCGACCCCUGCCUGAGCCAGCUGCUGACCACAGACAAGCAGAAGCCGGCCCUGGAUGCCCCACGCCCAAUGGGCGCAGGACUCAUGCCCGCGUCUCCAGUGUCCCCGCAGAGCACUGUCCCCGACGUCCCUGCUGCCUUCCUCUCCAGAAUGGACCAGCUGAGCCCAGGGCUGGCUCCUGGCUCCAGCCCUUCCCACACAGUGCCGGCUCCUGGCUCCAGCCCUUCCCACACAGUGCCGGUGCUGGUGCCGGUGCCACAGGCGAGCACCCAGCCAGGCCCACUGCUGGUCCCCAAGGCAGAGCGGCUGUCCCCCACGUCAGCUUGCGGCAGCGACUGGCCCAAGCCCGGCCAUGCUUCCCCGGGACCUGUCGUGGGGCUGGGCGCUGGCAUCUCCCUGCACCAUCCCAUGUCCCAUCGGGGCAGGCCUGAGUGCAGCAAGAUGGAGAGCCGCCGUAUCACACACAUCUCUGCUGAGCAGAAGAGACGUUUCAACAUCAAGCUGGGCUUCGACACGCUGCACAGCUUGGUGAGCACGUUGAGUGCCCAGCCCAGCAUCAAGGUAAGCAAGGCCACCACCUUGCAGAAGACAGCUGAGUACAUCUGCAAGCUGCAGCAGGAGCGGGCGGCCCUGCAGGAUGAGGCACAGCGGCUGCGGGAGCAGAUUGAGGAGCUGAACAGCUCCAUCAACCUGUGCCAGGAGCAGCUGCCAGCCACAGGGGUCCCCAUCACACGCCAGCGCUUUGACCAGAUGCGCAGCAUGUUCGAUGAGUAUGUCCGCUCCUCCACACUGCAGAACUGGAAGUUCUGGAUUUUCAGUAUCAUCAUUCGGCCCCUCUUUGAGUCAUUCAACGGCAUGGUCUCCACAGCCAACAUGGAGAGCCUCACCCAGACGUCUCUUGCCUGGCUGGACCAGCACUGCUCCCUCCCAGUGCUUCGGCCAACCGUCCUGAGCUCCCUCCGGCAGCUGAGCAUUUCCACCUCCAUCCUGAACGACCCAGCUUGCAUCCCCGAGCAGGCGACGCGGGCAGUGGCGGGGAUGAGCCAUGGCAGAGGCUCCUCUUAGCUCUCCCAGCCUUGCCAAGUCCCUCUGUGCUGCCAGAUGAGUGCCCACCAACACCUUGUGCAGGCCCUGCACCCCAGGGAUGGCCAGGCCCCAGAAUGGCUGGUGCAGCGUGGGGCCCUGUCUUCCCUGGGCAGCGGGGCUCAGCUGUGCUGCCUGAUAAAGGACUGACUCUGCA
This is a messenger RNA of Calidris pugnax (ruff), 3044 nucleotides long. It is a transcript of the gene MLXIPL, whose product is annotated as MLX interacting protein-like. NCBI's taxonomy places the organism in Eukaryota, Metazoa, Chordata, Aves, Charadriiformes, Scolopacidae. Gene Ontology annotation, cellular component: nucleus. Gene Ontology annotation, biological process: regulation of transcription by RNA polymerase II. The record is from RefSeq and is a predicted model, not a curated record. Bases 176 to 2869 code for a protein of 897 amino acids. Gene Ontology annotation, molecular function: RNA polymerase II cis-regulatory region sequence-specific DNA binding; DNA-binding transcription factor activity, RNA polymerase II-specific; protein dimerization activity. The transcript has 17 exons.